Molecule: messenger RNA, 3439 nt
Organism: Rhododendron vialii
Lineage: Eukaryota; Viridiplantae; Streptophyta; Magnoliopsida; Ericales; Ericaceae
Product: DNA mismatch repair protein MSH2
Exons: 13
Coding region: 231-3044 (937 amino acids)
Biological process (GO): mismatch repair; mitotic recombination
Cellular component (GO): MutSalpha complex; nucleus
Molecular function (GO): ATP-dependent DNA damage sensor activity; ATP binding; mismatched DNA binding
Source: RefSeq, a predicted model, not a curated record
UGUGCAGAAACUAAUCCACGAGAGUGCAUGCAAGCUCGCUCUCGGCGCUCGCCCUUUCCUAGUUCCCGCCAAUUUCCAAUCACCAAAACCAUAUGCCUAAAUUUCUAUAUCUAUCAUCGGAACUAUAGAUACAAUUGUCCACUAACACACAAAACAAGGCACCCAAUCUUCCCAUAAACCCUAGACCACCCCCGUCUUCUACACAUUUGCUGCCACAAAAAAGAAAAGAAAUGGACGAAAAUUUUCAGGACCUUAACAAGGUUCCUGAGCUCAAACUCGAUGCUAAGCAAGCACAAGGGUUUCUCUCCUUCUUCAAAACCCUACCCCGUGACCCUAGGGCUAUUCGGUUCUUCGAUCGCCGGGACUAUUAUACCGCUCAUGGAGAGAAUGCAACUUUUAUCUCAAAGACGUAUUAUCAUACUACUUCUGCUUUACGUCAACUGGGUAAUGGGUCUGAUGCUAUUUCAAGUGUUAGUGUCAGUAGAAGCAUGUUUGAGACCAUUACCCGCGAUCUUCUCUUGGAGAGAACAGACCAUACUCUUGAACUAUAUGAAGGGAGUGGGUCAAAUUGGAGACUAGUGAAAAGUGGAAGCCCGGGAAACCUAGGCAGUUUUGAAGAAAUUUUGUUUGCCAACAAUGAGAUGCAGGAUUCUCCUGUGAUUGUUGCCCUUACCCCAAAUUUCCGCGAAAAUGAGUGCACUGUUGGGAUUGGCUAUAUUGAUCUUACUAAGAGAGUGCUUGGAUUGGGGGAAUUUCUGGAUGAUUGCCACUUUACAAAUGUGGAGUCAGCAUUAAUUUCUCUUGGUUGCAAGGAAUGUCUUUUACCUAUGGACAAUGCGAAAUCCAGUGAAUAUAAACCUUUACAUGAUGCAUUGUCAAGAUGUGGCGUGAUGCUAACAGAGAGAAAGAAAACUGAGUUCAAAGGAAGGGAUUUGGUUCAGGAUCUUGGUAGACUUGUCAAAGGGUCUAUUGAACCAGUUCGAGAUUUAGUAUCUGGGUUUGAAUAUGCCAAUGGGGCAUUGGGUUCAUUGCUAUCCUAUGCAGAACUACUCGCAGAUGAGAGCAAUUAUGGAAGUUAUAGUAUCAGAGAGUACAGCCUUAACAGCUGCAUGAGGUUGGAUUCUGCUGCUAUGAGGGCUCUGAAUGUCAUGGAGAGCAAAACUGACGCUAACAAAAAUUUCAGUUUGUUUGGACUCAUGAAUAGAACCUGUACUGCUGGGAUGGGUAAGAGAUUACUGCACAUGUGGCUGAAACAGCCUUUACUAGACGUGAAUGAAAUCAACUCCAGGUUGGAUUUGGUACAAACUUUUGUGGAGGAUACUGCUCUUCGCCAGGAUUUGAGGCAGCACUUAAAAAGAAUUUCUGAUAUUGAGCGACUGGUGCGGUAUCUUGAAAAGCGGAGAGCUAACUUGCAGCAAAUUGUAAAGCUUUAUCAGUCUGGCAUUAGACUUCCAUACAUUAAAAGUGCCUUGGAAAGGAAUGAAGGGCAAUUUUCAUCACUCAUUAAGCAGAGGUAUCUGGAGCCUUUGGAGGAGUUGACUGAUGACAGUCACUUGAAUAGGUUCAUUAGCCUUGUGGAAGCUGCUGUAGACCUUGAUCAACUUGAGAAUGGGGAAUACAUGAUUUCACCCAGUUACGACCCCAAAUUAUGUCAACUGAAGGACGAGCAAGUAUCAUUGGAACAGCAAAUACAUAGAUUGCAUCAGCAAACAGCUAAUGACCUUGAUUUGGCUGCGGAUAAGGCUCUCAAGUUGGAUAAGGGCACCCAAUUUGGCCAUGUCUUUAGAAUAACAAAGAAGGAAGAACCGAAAAUCAGGAAGAAGCUUAAUAUCCACUUCAUUGUUCUUGAGACUCGCAAGGAUGGGGUGAAGUUUACAAAUACGAAGCUUAAGAAGUUAGGGGAUCAGUACCAGAAGAUACUUGAGGAGUAUAAGAACUGUCAAAAAGUGUUGGUUGCCAGAGUGGUUCAAACUGCUGCAACUUUCUGUGAGGUCUUUGAGUCUCUAGCGGUUUUGCUCUCUGAACUGGAUGUCUUACUUAGUUUUGCUGACCUGGCUGCUAGUUGCCCAACUCCCUACACAAGGCCGUACAUUACGCUGUCGGAUGUGGGUGAUAUUGUAUUAGAAGGGAGUAGACAUCCUUGUGUGGAGGCACAAGAUUGGGUGAAUUUUAUACCAAACGAUUGUAGACUGGUUAGGGGGAAAAGUUGGUUCCAGAUUAUCACGGGGCCUAACAUGGGUGGAAAAUCCACGUUCAUUAGGCAGGUUGGUGUGAACAUCUUGAUGGCACAAGUUGGAUCUUUUGUUCCUUGUGACAAAGCUAGCAUUUCUGUCCGUGACUGUAUCUUUGCUCGAGUUGGUGCCGGGGACUGCCAGCUUCGUGGAGUUUCUACCUUUAUGCAAGAAAUGCUUGAGACUGCGUCAAUUCUGAAAGGAGCUACUGACAAGUCACUGAUAAUCAUCGAUGAAUUGGGUCGUGGAACAUCAACAUAUGAUGGAUUUGGUUUGGCUUGGGCCAUCUGUGAGCACCUUGUUCAAAUCAUUAAAGCACCUACUUUGUUUGCAACCCAUUUUCAUGAACUUACUGCAUUGGCUCAUGAACCUUCGUCAGAGAAACUUGUUGGUGUGGUAAAUUAUCAUGUCAGUGCACACAUUGACUCAUCAAGUCGCAAGUUGACCAUGCUUUACAAGGUUGAGCCAGGGGCUUGCGAUCAAAGUUUUGGCAUUCACGUUGCUGAAUUUGCAAACUUCCCAGAAACUGUUAUCGCCCUUGCCAGAGAAAAGGCUGCAGAGUUGGAAGAUUUCUCACCAAUAGAUGUCAUUUCAAAUGAUGCCAUAGAAGAGGUAGGAUGUAAACGGAAGAGAGAGUAUGAUCCUGAGGACACGUCCAGAGGUGCCGCUAGGGCCCACCAGUUUCUGAAAGAUUUCUCUGCAUUGCCGCUAGAAAAAAUGGACUUCAAAGAAGCUUUUGAGAAAGUGAGUGAAUUGAAGAAUGAGUUUGCGAAAGAUGCUGUCAACUCCCUCUUGCUUCAGCGAUUCCUUUAGUUUAUCCUCAAAAUAUGGCUUGCGCCUUUUCACGUAUUAUGGAUGUUUGUAGAGCUUGUCGCAGUAAAUGAAAUACUUAGGAAUGGAGGAUUAGCCCUACUUGCUAAAAUUCUCCUAUUUUCAUCUUUGGAGAAAAAUGGGACAAUUUUCUGGGAUUUGCAUGGAAUUAUGGUAGGGUAAUGCUUGAGGGGGAAAAUGGGUGGUGCCUGUAUGUAUGUCUUCUUAUUUAUGUUUAAACUGUUAUACAAGGGUAGUGUGGCUUCUCACUGCUAUAGUGAGUUUUUUUGGAUAUUUCGGCCAUUGAAAUAGAGGUUACCAAUGAGUUGGAAUGUAAUAUGUUGUCAAAUAUGAUGUUACUGAUUUGUUGCAGGAAAAUUGGGAUAUUAUUUUGAUCA